CGGCCGGCUGGGUAGCCUCGUCCCCCACCCUGCGGCUUUUAACGGUCGCCGCUCGCGCCCCCUCCCUCUCCUCCUCCCCCCACACCCCCCCGAGGUUCGGUUUCGUCGCCACCCUUCGCUCGCGCCGUAGGAGAGGAAGGCGGCGGUGGGCGCCUCCCGCGCCCAGGGAUCGAGGGAAACCGGUGCCUGACACCUGCGGGCUGCCGCGGGGCAGCGGCGGCCCCGACCGGAUGUUAAUUUUAAAGAUUCUGUGAAGAUGAAGAAGGAUAUCUUAUGGUUUUACAGAAUAUAAAGCAAUAUUGUCUGACAUGACGGCAAAAAAUGUUGGUGUGACGUCCACAAAUGGAGACUUGAAAGGAUUUAUAGAUCAGAACCAGAGUCCAACAAAAGGUAAUAUUUCAAUAAUCACGUUACCAGUUCCCUCCACCAACUCCCCAACCAAGAUUUUGCCAAAAACCUUAGGACCAAUCAAUGUGAAUGUUGGACCCCAAAUGAUUAUAAGUACAUCACAAAGACUGACCAAUUCAGGGAGUGUUCUGAUUGGAAGUCCAUAUAACCCAGCUCCAACAAUGGUGACACAGACACACAUAACAGAAACUUCUGGCUGGGUCCCAGGGGAGAGAAAGCGGACUCGAGAAUUUAUAGAAUCAGAUUUUUCAGACAGCAAGAGAAGCAAAAAAGGAGAUAAAAAUGGGAAGGGUCUGAGGCAUUUUUCAAUGAAAGUAUGUGAGAAAGUUCAACGUAAAGGAACAACUUCAUACAAUGAAGUUGCUGAUGAGCUGGUAUCAGAAUUCACAAAUUCUAACAGUCAUCUAGCUGCAGACUCGCAGGCUUAUGAUCAGAAAAAUAUUAGAAGGAGAGUUUAUGAUGCUCUUAAUGUCCUGAUGGCAAUGAACAUAAUUUCAAAGGAGAAGAAGGAAAUCAGAUGGAUCGGCCUUCCUACAAACUCAGCUCAGGAAUGUCAGAAUCUAGAGAUAGAAAAACAGAAGCGGAUUGAAAGGAUAAAACAGAAGCGAGCCCAACUACAAGAACUGCUGCUGCAGCAAAUAGCAUUCAAAAACUUGGUACAAAGAAAUCAGCAGAAUGAACAACAAAAUCAAGGCCCUCCAGCUUUGAACUCAACCAUACAGCUGCCUUUCUUAAUAGUCAACACUAGCAAAAGAACAGUUAUAGACUGCAGCAUAUCAAGUGAUAAAUUUGAAUACCUCUUUAAUUUUGAUAACACUUUUGAGAUUCAUGAUGACAGCGAGGUGCUGCGGAGAAUGGGAAUGUCGUUUGGGCUCGAGGCAGGCAAAUGCUCAGCAGAGGACCUAAGAACUGCAAAAUCACUGGUGCCAAAAGCUUUAGAAGGCUACAUCACAGAUAUGUCUACAGGAUUUUCAUGGAUUGACCAGGGAUUACUUUCAAGUUCAGCACAAGCAGUUUCACAUCUAGAGGUAGCAGGAGGCACUUCUGAUACUAAAUUGAGUGAGAACCCAGGGUUGUGUUUGGAUGCUGAAGUGGCCUUAGCAACCGGGCAGCUUCUUGCCCCUAGCAGUCAACAGUCCAGCAGUGCAACAUCACGAUACUCUGAGUCACGGGGAGAAACUCCAUGCUCAUUCAAUGAUGAAGAUGAAGAUGAUGAAGAUGAGGAUUCUUCCUCCCCAGAAUAAGGACAGUAGAAAACAGAAUAUACAAAAUGCUGCUCAAGUACUCUUAAGGGGCGCUCCUGUUUGGAUUUAAGUUUUUGCCUUGGUUUGCACUGUGUUCAGUGAAGCAAAAUGGAAGCUUCAAAACAAAUUUCCUCAAGCUGAAAUUGAAGACUUCUUGUAACUGAACACAGUGACACAGACACAGAAUAAGGUAUUUUUUAAUCAACUAUAACCAAGGAAAAGAACAAAGUCCCUGGAGAUUUUGGCAAAGUAAACACCAAGUUCAGUUUCCAUUUUGGGACAUUCUGUCUUGAAUCUCUGUUUUAAGUCUGUAUCUUAAUCAGAUGGAGAAGAAAACAGAGUUAGGCAACAAAUGCCCAUUCUCACAUUGUAUUCUGACUGUGCUACCUUUAGAAAAUGGGGGAGAGAGCACAUGCAGAUGCUCUAAAAAUAGCUAUUUAAAACUGUCUUAUAUGAAAAUUGUUUUAGGGAAAAGGGGCUGUUAGAAUGUUUGCUUUUUACUGUUCUACUUACUGUAUAGAAGAUUCUUUAAAGUAAUAUAAAUUGCAAGUGAUUAAGCAAAUCUUGAAAUAAUAGUUUAAAUCCAUUUUAGAUAUUCUGGAAGUAACAUUAGUAUGUCUUUUGAAAGGUUCAUAUGUGCAUUUAUACUGCAGACCUAAUUUAUUAUAAGCAUAAGUGAUUAUUCUUAGCCAUUAUUAAACAGUCAGGAUAAAAACUGGUAUUCUCUGCACCAGCUUUUUUGAGGAAGAAGUUUAAAAACUGUAUUUUCUAGAUUAUAGUGUAUCCAGUGUAGCUUCUCCUUUACUGUUCUAACCUUAUAGUCCCUUUUAUUUUUCUAGCAUGUUUUGUUGUUGGUUUUUUUUGAAGGCCUCUAUGUUAAGGAUCUCAGGCAGCAUGUUUUCAAGGCAGUAUUUUCAAUUUCAGGGUGGGCACGUCAUGUAACUUUUGAAGUCAUAGGGUUGAAGGCCUUAGGAAAAAAUAUUAAAUUUUAGCAAUACAUUAUUUCAUGGUUUGCAUUCUAGUCAGCUUGGAUUGUGACAAGGCUAACUUUAUUAUAAAUAAAUUCUGUUGCACUCACUAAGGUGAGUGUACUAAGUGCACCUUGGAAAAACAGUAUCAAAUCACUUCUUAAAAUAAUUUGCAGCUAACGUAACACAGCAUGAAUCCCAUUUGAACUGUUAAAUUAGACUUGGAACAGGAGGCUCAGUGUUUGGUAGUUAACAUCACAUCCAAUCAUAAGGACCUUUUUUUUUAAAAAAAAAACAACCAAAGCAACACUUGAAUAACAGCAAAAUACACUGUACAUGUACUCUUCCCAUGGUGUUCUAACCCAGAAUUUUAACUAAUCUCAAAGUUAACUACUUUUAAUUAGGUAAAUCCAGUUUAAAAUAGUGUUACUUCAUUUUAGUUUUUAUACUAUAUGUACGUAGCUGACCUGCUUCUACAUACCAAUGUAUGAGCUGUCAAGAGUUCAACAACAUUGGCUGUCAUUUAGUUAGAAGAUAAGGCAGCUUAUAGUACUGCUCUUUGCUUGAGCAGUGGCACCAAAUUGUAUCCCUUGACUGCUGUGACCAUUACUCCAGCACCAUGUGGGCUGUGUCCAUGUGAUCUUUUACAGGCAAACCUGCACUCAAGCCAAGGAGAUCCAAAAGCACCAACCCUGAGCUGGUGGAAUGACCUCAGGUACAGCUCAAAUGUUACCUGGCUGUUGUACAGGAGUGAGAACAGGGCUACAUACAGGACAGGUAAAACUGUGAGGAGCACACAAGCACACCUGCAUGUUUGCAUUACAAGUUAGAGCAUCCAGCUAGAAUCUUCACAGAUAGUUCAAACUCCUGCAUUUGGGGUUCAGUUAACAUGGCACUGUUAUUUUAGGUAUAGCUCUUGCCUGAGCAAAUGGAGCUAUCUAGCUUGCACAGAUGAGUUUCUAAUGCACAACUUAAAAGAAUUCCUAUAUGCCUGCCAUCUUAUACACCCUCUGGGCAAGACUUCUGUUAAUACUGUCUAUGCUCGUAGCUCACAGGCAACAGCAGACUGAGGGAUUAACACCACUUCACUUCAACCAAAUCUGCAACACUACCUCUAUAUGAAGAAAAGCUUUACAAAUACAAAACAAUAUUCUCACUGAGAGAGUCAAUGCAUUUGAGUGAAGUGGCUCGCUUUUGAACUAAGAGGAGAAGGUAACAGAUAUUCCAGGCCUUACUAUGGAACUGUCAGCUUCAUGACAAUGACAUUUCAUUUAAACAUGUAAUUACUCAUAUUCCUAAAACCCAAUUAUUUUUUCAAAUACUGUCCUGUCAGCUUUUUUUGGAGAGGGCAGAUCUAAGACACCUAGUAUAUAUACAGUCCUCAGAAUCUCUUAAAAGAGAAGAACCUUUUCUAAAGUUAUUAUUCCUCCCACCCUGUACAUUAAGGGCACAUUUAAUUUUACACGUCAUUCAUAUUUCCCACUACAGAUCUGUUUAAAAGGAAAAAUUGGCAAAACACUGAACAGUUAUUGAAGAGGAGCACUUUGAACUAGAAGAACCUGGCAAAAAAAAAAAAAAAAAAAAAAAAAAAGCUUCCUGGCCAGAAAUGGAAUGCAUUUCAUUAGCACUCCUGUGCUUUCUGUUUUACAGGAGGAAGGGCUUCAGUGAUAUCUUCCUUCCCUUGAUGUCCAUGUCCCUCAGAUCAGCAGACUGCACAGCUAUUGGCUUUCUGGCAAGCUUCAAGCUAUUAACUUUUUUUUAAAAGUAAUCUAAGAGCACAUAAAAAUUAUUUCAACAGUCAAAGCAAGAUUUCAAAAGUGUGUUCUUCCUGAACUAGUUGAAUAAAAAGGACAAAAGCUAAAACAUUCAGAAGACAUCUCAAAAAGAAAUUAAAUCCUUGGAAGCCUUUGUGCCAAGUUCCAGCUGAGGAUGAAGUUCAACUAAAGCACUGUGGGUCUUGUGGUUACAAUAAAGUCUGGGAACUAGGAGACUUUUGGGCCUUAUCCAGCCACAGCGGUGUAUGAUCUCAGGCAAGCCUUUCAAUUCUUGUUGAUCUUAGCUGACAUACUUAGAAGAAAAAUCAAAACCAACACCAAAAAGAAAAAAACAAAAACACCCACAAAACAAACAAAACCAACCAAUCAAACAAAACACUCUCCAAAACAGGUGAAUGCAAGACCUCACAAAAUGCAGCUGAACUGAGUUCUGAGCAAUUAUCAGUAGACUGAGAAUAUUAAGCACCCACACAGCUCCCACUAAGCUAAUGGCAGUAGUUGUGCUCAAUCACUUCUCAAUCCAAGCCUUCCCUCCCUCUGAAAGCCAUCAGCAGAUACUUUCCAGAAUAAAGUGGUUAUUAGCAAUACUGGUUUCCCCACUUUCUGUUCAUUUACCCUCGUUCUCUCCUAUCUUAUGCAAUACACUUGGCAUUCAUUGAUAUGAAACAAGUAGCAACUGGUACUAGAUGGUAUCUCUUGUAAGACACAGUUAACAUGUAACUUAGGCAAAUUCUAUUUAAGAUAUAUUUAAGUGACGUGUUUCUCUGUCUUGGAACACUAUCUUAGUUAUUAAUUCAGAAGGCACUUGUCCGCAAGCAAAAUAAUCCUAUCUGGAAAUGCUUUUUUAUAUAUUGUAUAUAGACUUAUUUCUGGACUUAAUUUAUGGUGCUUGAAAAAAAUCUAAAUACAACUUUGAGAACCUUAUCAGCAUUACAAACUAGAUGAAAAUAUAUGAGUCAGAGACACCAUUUUUCUAUUCUGUCGAAACCUGACAGAAUUUUUGUGGAUUUUGGAUUUUAAGAUGGCAUUAAAGUGUGCCAUUUCAACACUGGAAUUGAUGGCAACAAUGCACCCAAUCUAACAAAGUGUGUAUAUUUAAGUAAAGACUACAGCAUGUAGGACCAUUUUCAUUAAACCUAGUACAAGCCACACUAGACAUUUCCAUUUUGGUUAAGGUUAUUAUUUAGUUUUUAAACUAUGGCUUGCAAGUACUUAUAAUCCCUCUGAGCAUCGGGAAACUGCUGAUUGUACAGAAUACUCACAGGACUGUGAGAACUACUUUUAAAAACAAGUAGUUUAUAAAGACAACUUUUCUUUUACUAAGUUAAAGAUAUUUGUGUUCGGGAUUAAUUUGAAAACAAUGCCAGUAACCACAGGGUAUAUUAUAUGGUAAACAAACAAACUGGCUCACCUAAUUUGUAUCUUCAUUACAAGAGUCUCUCAGGAACAUAAAAAUUUUAAAGAGACAGAUACAGUGAAGCUGGAAAAAGACUAUAUGAAAUUCUUAAAUUUUUCACUUAAAAAAUUAUAGUAGUAAUUACACUUUAAAGUGACCUUCUGCUUUCUACAAGUUUAGUUAUUUUAAAAGAAGGAAAUGCUACAGUUCAGUUACUUCAAGGCCUGGUAUAUUUUACAGCUUAAGAGACAUCUCAGCCUUCCACACUAUAAAACAGUGCCUUUUGCAGCAUUACUGAUGAGCAAGGAAGGCUGAGACACUAGUCUGUGUCAUGAAAUUUUGUUUUUUAAAAUAGGCCACUUCUUGAAUUCUGACUUAUGUCUAGAAAAUGCCUAUAAUUUUUACUUUCUGAUUAUCACACACUUUUACCUUUGCAAGCAUGUUAACAGCUCUAAAUACUCAAUUUUCUGCUGGCAUAACCAAAUCCUGAUACCAUGAAACCUCCUCAAGUUCUCAUUCCUUAUUCAUCUAAGUUGCCAAAUCUCUUUCCUGUUAGAACUUGGCCUGUUUCUUACAGGCUGUGAGCAACUGUUCUCCCCUGAACCCAGCUAUAUUGCCAAAAAAAGUCCCUUCAGCCAACAUUAUUCUCAGUUGUUCAUUCCCUCAACCAAAUACUACCACUUUUCAAGUCACUCUAGAGCUGCUCAUUGAAGUAUUUCCUAGCUUGUUCAACCUAGCUUCCUGAGCCAGCAUCCAGGCAUACCAAACCCAGCUGGUAUUGACAGAUGAAAUGCUCUUAUAAGCAAUCUGAAAUUAAAAACUGAAGGGGCAGUUUAUCACAACUGCUUAGAGUGCAUAUUCAUCCUACAUGCUUAACACUACCUUGUCUGACCUACUCCAAAGACCAGCUAAAAACCACCAUACUUUCUUUCUGCUUACUUUUUUUUUUUACAGUACCCAUGAAUCCAACGUUUACGGUAUCCAUGCAUGCUACAGGAAAGCAAAAAUCCUUGCUCAAAAUUGGGCCGAUCUCUAACAAACCAAAUCCCAGGAGAAAGCUCCUGCUUAGGAACAGUUUAGAACAAGUUAAUAACUUAAUUUUUCCUUUCUCCAGUAGGAAAAACAGGCUUUUGGGGGGGGGGGUUAGUUAAAUCUCUAAUUUAACUUUAAAAAUUAGUGGAUUUCAUUGCACUAACACAUUAAGUGUAUCUCCCAGCAUUUCCUUAGGAAAACACCACCAGCAAGCAUAAGUUUCUGACAUCCCCUUGUCCCUACAGCCAGGCUGCAUAUAUGAAAAAUACUUAGAAGUAUAUCCAACUGUUAUGAAAGAGUAUCUCACAAGCACCUCCUGUGGAAAAUAAAAAAAAAAUAAAUUAAUCCUACUUUGAACAAACCUAUCAGAACUAGGAUAGGAGAUCCUUCCCAUUCCUUAGGUCUUAACUGCAAAUAACACCCUGGGACAGAAACACCAACCUCUAUUUGCAUAUCCAUCACACAUCAGGAAUACAUGGCCAGCAAGUACAGGCACGGUUUUUACAAAGCUACAUUUCUGCAAGCACUUUUUAAGAGGAUCUGGCAAAAGAUCAAUCCCUUUGCAAUGAACUAAUGCUGACAUACACCCCAACUAACUUUACAGAGCCACUACAACAUUCAGUAUGUGAUGAAAAAAGACACAUCCAUCCAUCCCCCCAUCACAGUAGCACUUCUUAGUAUCUACUAUAAUCUACAUAGAAGUAGUAGAGACACUUCCUUUUUAUGUUAAAACGCAGAAACUGCUUGAAAUUCCAUUAACUUCAAUAUGCAAUAAGACUUCUUUCUACUCUUUUUUUUUUUUUUCUUUAAGAACGAGUCCAGUCAUGGACAAAGCUGUUUUAUGACUUCUGUCAUGCUGAAGUCAAAGGCAGGUUUGUAAAUGUGGCAGGUGGGAAGAAAGGAAACACUGACAAAUCCAAUUUCUGAGGAUGCUAACUUUAUGGGAAUUGAAGUUUUAAUUAAUUUUUUAAUUCACUUUGUCCUACUUUUCCCCUUGCCCUGUUCCCUCUGCCAACAUAUGUGUUGGCAUAAGGUGUCACACAAACACUUGGCAGAAAUUUUUCUCCCUUCUCUUAUACUAAACUCCUGUGUCUUCACAAAAAUUCAAGUUGCCCAUUUAUCUCCCGAACAACUUGCUGCAUAACUUUGAAUUGUCCAUAGAUUUCUUCCUUUCCAAAUACCUUUAGAUUAUAAACUAAAUUUUUAUUUUUGCAGAAAGACUGCUAUUAAGCUAAGCUGAUUUUUGUCCCGUUAAAUAGUGUUAAUUUCUACUACCACACUACGUGGUUAGAAGUAAUGUAAAAAAGAAUGUGGUGGUAAUUAUAUGUGCUUUAAACACUGACAAAGAUAUAAAAAGGCAUAUACAAAGUUUUACUUUCCUAAUAGGAACACUGGCAUUAGCAAAUAGUAUAUUUGAACCAACAGGAAAUAUUACUUUGUAGUAGCAAACACUUUGUAAAUAAAAACUUGUUAUUUUUUUAAUGGAAAUUUUAUAGAAGAAGCUAUUUCUGUAUCCUCAAUCAAUCCCAUGUUUACCUAAAAUGCUGCAAGUGGGAAUUGUACGUUGCAAAACGGGGGUGGGGAGCAGACAAACAUGACAUGACUGAAGUGAAAACUAUGUACACUUUGGAGAAAAACACCCAGUUGUCUGGGAACAGGAACGUAAAGCAUAAUUACAGAACUGAAUAAAACAAUUUCAAGGAAA
Calypte anna (Anna's hummingbird) is the source of this 8528-nucleotide messenger RNA. RefSeq names its product transcription factor Dp-2 (gene TFDP2). NCBI's taxonomy places the organism in Eukaryota, Metazoa, Chordata, Aves, Apodiformes, Trochilidae. Gene Ontology annotation, molecular function: RNA polymerase II transcription regulatory region sequence-specific DNA binding; DNA-binding transcription factor activity, RNA polymerase II-specific. The transcript has 13 exons. The coding region runs from base 309 to 1652 and encodes 447 amino acids. Gene Ontology annotation, biological process: regulation of transcription by RNA polymerase II; regulation of cell cycle. The record is from RefSeq and is a predicted model, not a curated record. Gene Ontology annotation, cellular component: nucleus; transcription regulator complex.